CAGAAACCUGUGUUGUGUCUCUGUUUUGGUUCAAUCGAAUCAAUAAUAAUCGAUCAGAGAGUUGUAAUUGCAAUGUUUCUGCGUCGAAGUUGAAGAUGAUGCCUUUCAAACGCUUACACUUAGGUCGCACACUCUAUCGUUCAUCUCAGAUUGGAGAAUCUUCAUCGCAUCUGCUUGGUUGCUGCAGGAGCUAUUCCACUGCUCUAUCAAAUGGUUCUGAGGGUAGUUUUAAGAGCCUUCAUCCUCAUUUGUUCAAGGGCUACGAUGGCUUUCCCUUGGCUAGUGUUAAAACUUUGACACUCCGAUCUACAAUGGCUGCUGAGUUAUCCGUUUUCAUGAACGAUAAGAGGAUGAUAACUACUCAAGUCAAGGCUCCUGCACAAACACGACGAGUGGGAGCACAAAUAUCCUUAUCAAGUCCUGGAUUUAUCUAUGAACCUUAUGAACCUCGUGAGAAAAUCCCAUUUUGGAAGAGAUGGUUCACUAAAAGUGGUUGGAGAAGAACCAAAAACGACAUGAUUCUGGAGCUCAAAAAUGCCUAUGCCAUUGCAAAAUUAAGAAAAUCAGGAUAUUCGAAAAGUCAUUUUUACAACGAGGCUGUCAACAUGUACAAGGAGAUAAACACUCUAAUAGCUAAUGGUGACAAAAAGUCAUUAAGGAAAGUCGUUACUGAGAAGAUGUUUUCUGCACUUAAGAAUGAAAUUAAACAGCGAGAAACUGCAUGGAGCAAGGUUUAUUGGGAAUUGGUUGAGCCUGUUGAUAAGAUACGAACUUUGCGUGCUCGUCUGAUUGGCGUUGAUAGAAACAACCUAAAUAAAGCAUUUAUUCAGCUUACUCUUGAGUUUUUGGCUAAACAGAAAUUUGAAGCAUAUGACGCUAAAGGUUCUGUUGUAGCUGGAGAUAAAAACAAGGAGGUUCUUGUCCGUGAUAUAUGGGUAUUUGAGAAAUCUAUGUUUCACCCUGGAGCUUGCUGGCGUCUGUGUGGACGGAUAUCACCAAAAGCAGCAUAGCUUUCUCCUUAAAGUAAGAGAUCAAAGUUUGUGAAAGUUCUCUAGCUGAUCCUAUGUAGUAACUUAUAACUGUUGAGCUGAAUUUCUUAUAUUUGAUUUGUCGCUGAAAUCCUUAUUCUUUCGUACUCUAAAGACAAGCUCAUGUUAGGGGAGUUUGUUGGGGAAUAAAAUCAAAUAUAAGUGUAAACU
This is a messenger RNA of Gastrolobium bilobum, 1199 nucleotides long. RefSeq lists its product as uncharacterized. Lineage: Eukaryota; Viridiplantae; Streptophyta; Magnoliopsida; Fabales; Fabaceae. The transcript is spliced from 12 exons. Bases 96 to 1010 code for a protein of 304 amino acids. Gene Ontology annotation, cellular component: mitochondrion. The record is from RefSeq and is a predicted model, not a curated record.